ACACAUUCAUACACAUGUACACACCCAGUCUCACACCGCCAGCCAGCCAGCCACUCGUUCCUCACUCACACCCUCAAAUCUUACCAAGCUCGGCUCUCCCUGCUCAGAGGCAGACAGAAGCAGCACAGCAGCCUGUUAUAGGAGUUGAGGGAAGGAGCAGCAGAGUCAGAGAGACAGCCAUUGACAGAGGAAAAGGGAGGGGGAUGAAAGAGUGAAGAGAGAGCGCUGUUGCCCAUAUGCUGAGGAGGCAUGGGCGGUUGAACAAGCUGCCCCCACUGAAGCCUCCUGACUCAUGGGAGCGUCAGACCCUGAUCCCCCAGAGAGCUUGGAAACGCUGCCGAUCCACGCGCAACAGAGAAGGAGGGGAGCCAGAGAGAGAAAAAAAAAAUCCACAGAGACGAGAGGAGACGGAAGAAAGCCACAGCGGUAGGCUGUCCCACUCAACUGCUGAGCCGUGAUGACGUCAGCGGGCAUGUGACCCAGGCUCUCCAGUGACGGCACAUGGAGGGCAGGAAAGAGACGAGUUUUAAAGCUGGUGCCUUUUGGGUUGUGUGAGGGCUCUGCUCGCCUCCCAAACAACCACAGAACCACAGACGUGCGGCUCGGGGUUGGUGUUUGAGGGCGACCUGGAGUGUAAAUGGUUAAUCGUCGCAGGCCAGCACCAGUCACAAGGACGGCGCUAAGCGAGACGUGUCAAGGGUCACGGAAACCACAGAGGAACAAAAGUGGGGCUUGCUGCAACCAGAGGCAGCUAUGGCAUCUAACAGCCUUUUCAGCACAGUGACACCAUGUCAACAAAACUUCUUCUGGGAUCCCAGCGCCAGUCGGAGGUUCAGUCCGCCGUCCAAUAGCCUCCAGCCGGUCCCAGGGAAGAUGAACGAUGUGAGCUCCCCAGCCGGGCAGCCGGACGCGGCGGCGACGGUGCCAAGACUGCGCCCCCACGAAAACCGCAGCAUGGCCGAGAUCAUCGCCGACCACCCGGCCGAGCUGGUCCGGACCGACAGCCCCAACUUUCUGUGCUCGGUGCUGCCCUCCCACUGGCGGUGCAACAAGACGCUGCCUGUCGCCUUCAAGGUGGUUGCUCUAGGAGACAUCCCUGAUGGGACUGUAGUCACAGUGAUGGCGGGGAACGAUGAGAACUACUCUGCCGAGCUGCGGAAUGCCUCAGGUGUGAUGAAGAACCAGGUAGCGCGUUUCAACGACCUCCGCUUCGUGGGCCGCAGUGGCCGAGGCAAGAGCUUCACGCUGACAAUCACAGUAUUCACCAACCCACCACAAGUGGCCACUUACCAUCGAGCCAUAAAGGUCACCGUAGACGGACCACGUGAGCCCAGGAGGCAUCGUCAAAAGCUUGAAGACCCUCCGAAGACCGGUCUCUUCUCAGACCGCCUCAGUGAGCUGGAGAGAAUGAGGGUGAGGGUCAGUGUCCCAACUCAAGGCCCCCGACCAACUCUCAAUACAGCGGCCAACUCCUUCAACCCGCAGGGUCAGACACAGAUCACAGACCCUCGUCAGUCCCAGUCCUCUCCUCCCUGGUCAUAUGAACAGACGUACCCGUCCUACCUGAGUCCCAUGGCAUCCCCCUCAGUCCACUCCACCACCCCCCUCUCCUCCAGCCGAGGCACGGGCCUGCCUGCCAUCAGUGACGUGCCUAGACGAUUGCCAGGUUCCUCCGACCUGAGCCCAUUCCCCGGUCAGUUCGAGCGUCAGUUCCCGGGCCUCUCCUCCCUCACAGACACUCGCUUCUCUGGUCCUCGGAUGCACUACCCAGCCACCUUCACCUACACCCCGCCCGUCACCUCCGCCAUGUCACUGGGCAGCACCCACUACCACACCUACCUUCCUCCGCCUUACCCGGGUUCCACUCAGACCCAGAGUGGACCCUUCCAGACCAGCAGCACGCCCUAUCUCUAUUACGGAGCUUCGUCCGGCUCGUACCAGUUCUCCAUGGUCCCCGGUGGCGAUCGCUCGCCCUCCCGGAUGAUCCCGCCUUGCACUAGCGCCUCCACGGGCACCACCCUGGUGAACCCCAACCUGCCCAGCCAGACGGAGGGCGGGGUGGACGGCGACGGGAGCCACAGUAACUCCCCGACAGUUCUCAACUCCGGGGGCCGCAUGGAUGAAGCCGUCUGGAGGCCAUAUUGAAGAAAAGCAGGGGUGUGGAGAUUGGAAGUCAGCUGAGGUCAUGGUUUGAAAGCACAAAACCUUUUUUUUUAUUAUUUUAAAAAAAAAGGGGGGGGAUUUUUGAGCUCUCAUCAGCUAUCUCUACCUUUUGCUUGGAGAUUAAGGUUGAGAUAAAUGAAAGACCAGACUUGUACGGACUUGUCUUCCUGGAAUGUGUUUUGACCAAGGCACUACAAAGGGAGUCGUUCUCACAGCAAUAAUGAGAAAGACAAUUUUGAUUUUACUCGGCCUAUGUGGAUGAGACAUUAUUUCAGUUUUAUUAUAAUCCACAAGCUAAGGGAUGCUUCAACAAUAUUUGUAGAAGACUGCCUCUUUUUGUAUAGUGUUUGUAUUUCAGUAAGGCUUUUUGCAGAGCAUGUUUUUGUACUAUGACAAUAUCAAGAUGCAAGUUAAGCACUGAGUAGCAAGUGAUGAGCGUAACGCAUAUGUUACCUUAAGUGGUAUGGACAGUAAAUUUGCUUUAAAACAAUUAAUUUAACUUGUAUAUUGUGGGUGAAAUGAUGUAGAUUAAGGCGUUUUUUUUUUUCUCUUCUUAGUUUUAACUUAUAAAGCCAUAAAUUAUGUAUUGUAUUUGAAACUUGAGUCAAAGAAGUGUAAUCUGAAUAUUUUUGAUGCAUCUAUGAGUAAGUUAAAAUUAUUUUCUUUUCUUUCUUUCUUUAUUUUGAUAGGUAAUUUAAGAGAGCGAGAGGUUUAAUCUUUUUUUCUUUUUUUUUUUUUGUAGCACCCAAAGAUUUAAAUUGUUUCAAAUAUGAAAUGUAAUUUCCAAAGAGUAUUGCAACAUGUUUCUUCUGGUGUAACUUUCAGUUUAACUGCUCCACACAUUAAGAGCCUGACAUCCUCGCUAGGCGUUGACACACAUUUGGCUUGGAAUUAAACCUUCAGUAUUUAUUGAGCAAUAACUCGCAUUGUGCCUCUUGGCAACAUACCACGAAAGAGAGCUUCAAUGGGGGAAAAUAAUUACCCAUUGGGGGAAAGUCUGCUUGAUUUCUCCAGUUUGUCUGGUCUGACAUGCACACAGAUACAUAUGCAUUUUCUUAUCCAAAUACGAAAUGGUACAUUUAUGCACGAAUUGACACGGAGUCCAAAGAUGAUGAUUGCGGUGCCACGCCUGGUGCUGCCGCUCCAAAGAGUCGGGUCAGACUUGCAGGUUCAGUUCAGUUUGUGAUACAGGAACUGCUCAGGACUGGAGUAAUCCCCUCACAUUUGCUGUACGUGCUCUGUCGAGAUGGCAGGGGAAACACGCCAAGUCUGUUGUUGCUUUCACGUUAUGUGCAAAAGAUAGCUUUGAAAAAGUUUGUCUUAGUGUGUGACACAUGGGUACUUCUCUCUUCUUUUCGGUCUUUAAGGUUGAAAAGGGGCGAUAUCACAGUUAAAUACAAAAACAAAAGGAGACUGUGACAUUCCUGCAGAUGUUUAUUUAUUCCAAUUUCUGUUUUUUCCUUCUUUUUUUUUUUGCUUUUGUUGACAUGAUUUACCAAAUGUAUGCAUACAGUACUCACUAACCGGUGUCACAAUCUAAAAUCUGUCUGUGGCACCAGGAUGAGUGGGAGUUCUGAUAUUUUCCAAUCUGAAAUUAGUAUGUGAGAGGUUUUUUUUGUUUGUUUGGGGUUUUUUUAGCGUUGGAGUAAAGGGAAAAAGUGCAAAAACCGAGGUGAUUGGAUGCAGCUGCUGGCAGCAAACUGGUAACCAAAAAAUAUGGGAGACUUGUGUAUGUUUGUUUCAUAAAGCACUUAUUUCUUGUUUUAUUUCUAGCAGCACUUGUGGCUGGCUGCCAGCAGGGCUCGUGGUUUUGGUCCUCACUGCCGAUAUAACGCCACUGGAGUCGCACACAUACUCACACUCUCACACACACACACAGAGAGAAUGGAUAACACUUGGCCAAACAAGCCAUUUACAUUGGAGCUGAACCUGAUCUCACAAGGCAGUUGGUAUUUGUUUGAAAAAAAUACUUUUUUUUCUCCCUCCCCCUUUCAUGCAAUAUGAUAUUCAGUGCAUAUAGGUAAUAUAAUAACCCAAUUUGAAAAAGCUGAGAAAAACAUGGUCCUGUCCAAAGAUCAGACUUCAAGCUUUUCAUUGGAGGUUUGCACGCAGCGUGUCUUUUCCAGUCUCUGCAGAGGAUGUUCUGAACUCACUUAAUGGAAUUGAACAUGUCACACUACAUUUCCCCAACUGCUUCAGCCCAAACGCAAAGUCUUUUUGCUGUUACGGUGUAACACCAGAAAGCAGUUCAAAUCCUUUUAGAUUGUUGUGAUUUUAUAGCGUCUUUCCAAACACAAAAUCUCCACAGUAACCAUUUAUUUCUUCUUUAAAAACUGUUUACAUGUCGAUGCAGCACUGACAUCCCAUUCUGUCCUCAUGUGCUUUUUGUUUUUGUUGGGUUUUUUUCUCUUUUCUUCUCAUUUCUCGGAUCAUCCUUUUCUUUCCUUUGGUUUAAUGUUGCAUACAUCUGAGACCUUGUAUUAUUUAAUAAUUAACAUGUAUGAUAUCCAGGAAGCAUACUUUACUUUUACCCUGCUCUUAUGUAAAGUUUUCUUGUUAUGUGUCCUUAUUGUUAUGCUUCUUCUCUCAUGAACACUUGUCAGGAAACUGAACCUAAUGGAGACGCCAUUAGAUUUUGCUGGUACGUUUCAUAAACAUCAUCGAGUGGUCUUUUUUUUUU
Solea senegalensis (Senegalese sole) is the source of this 4843-nucleotide messenger RNA. RefSeq names its product RUNX family transcription factor 2b (gene runx2b). Gene Ontology annotation, biological process: regulation of transcription by RNA polymerase II; neuron differentiation; hemopoiesis. Gene Ontology annotation, molecular function: DNA-binding transcription factor activity, RNA polymerase II-specific; RNA polymerase II cis-regulatory region sequence-specific DNA binding; ATP binding. Lineage: Eukaryota; Metazoa; Chordata; Actinopteri; Pleuronectiformes; Soleidae. Bases 754 to 2145 code for a protein of 463 amino acids. Gene Ontology annotation, cellular component: nucleus. The transcript is spliced from 8 exons. The record is from RefSeq and is a predicted model, not a curated record.